AUGUCAACCACCGCCACCACACAAGACAAUGAGGAAGUCCUCGUCCCCGCCAAACAACCCGCUUCUUCUCAAGGCUUCGCGCAACUCCGAUCCUUCAUCGCCGGCGGUGUAGGCGGUAUCUGCGCCGUUGUAAUCGGCCACCCAUUUGAUCUCGUCAAAGUGCGCAUGCAAACCGCCGAGAAGGGUGUUUAUACUGGUGCCAUGGAUGUGGUGAGGAAGACGAUUGCCAGGGAAGGGUUGGCGAGGGGUUUGUAUGCCGGUGUUUCGGCGCCGUUGGUUGGUGUUACGCCUAUGUUCGCCGUGAGUUUCUGGGGCUACGAUCUAGGCAAAACGCUCGUCUCUUCCUUCUCCACCGUCCCCGUACACAACAACACCCCUCAAUACAGCAUAGCCCAAAUCUCCGCUGCGGGCGCCUUCUCCGCUCUACCCAUGACCCUUAUCACUGCCCCCUUUGAGCGCGUCAAAGUCCUUUUGCAGAUUCAAGGUCAAAAUCCACCUCCCGCGGGCCAGAAACCGAAGUAUUCUGGCGGUGUCGAUGUCGUGCGUCAACUGUACAAGGAAGGUGGUCUGCGCAGCGUGUUUCGCGGUUCUGCAAUGACUUUGGCCCGUGACGCACCUGGUUCAGCUGCUUACUUCGCUGCGUACGAAUAUAUCAAGCGCUCCCUCACACCCAAGGAUGCAGACGGCAAUGUCACCGGAGAUCUGUCGCUUACCGCGGUCGUGACGGCUGGUGGUGCUGCUGGUAUCGCCAUGUGGAUCCCCGUCUUCCCGGUUGAUACAGUCAAGUCGAGGAUGCAGUCUGCGCCGGGCAAAGUGACAAUUGGAGGUACUAUUAGGGCUAUUCAUGCUAGUGGAGGAUUCAAGGCGUUCUUCCCCGGUUUUGGGCCUGCGUUGGCUAGAGCUGUGCCUGCUAAUGCUGCUACUUUCCUCGGUGUUGAAUUGGCGCACAAAGCCAUGAACAAGAUGUUCGAUGGGUCGAGUGAUUAA
This is a messenger RNA of Talaromyces marneffei, 987 nucleotides long. RefSeq lists its product as uncharacterized. The coding region runs from base 1 to 987 and encodes 328 amino acids. Gene Ontology annotation, biological process: carnitine transmembrane transport; mitochondrial transport. Gene Ontology annotation, cellular component: mitochondrial envelope. The transcript has 3 exons. NCBI's taxonomy places the organism in Eukaryota, Fungi, Ascomycota, Eurotiomycetes, Eurotiales, Trichocomaceae. The record is from RefSeq and is a predicted model, not a curated record. Gene Ontology annotation, molecular function: O-acyl-L-carnitine transmembrane transporter activity.